AUGUCUUCAGGUAUUAAACCCUCAGCAAACUGUGAAGCCACGUACAGAGAACUGAAAAUGGAUCACUGUUACCGCUAUAUCUUGUUUAGAAUCGUUAAUAAUGAAAUAGAUGUAAUCAAAGCUGCUCCUAGAAAUGAAACUUUAUCACAAUUUCAAAAUGAGGUUAUGAAUUAUCAACACACGGGGUGCUAUGGUGUAUUAGACUAUGAAUGUGAAGGUGUUAAAGGGUCGAACUUAAUAUACUUCUCAUUUGUCCGAUUCUGCACUACCCACAGUAAGAAUGUUAUAUGCGACAACGCGAAUGACGCUGAAAUCAACUUUCGACGGGAUAAAAACUGA
This is a messenger RNA of Schistosoma margrebowiei, 339 nucleotides long. NCBI's taxonomy places the organism in Eukaryota, Metazoa, Platyhelminthes, Trematoda, Strigeidida, Schistosomatidae. The record is from the annotation of a GenBank genome assembly.